This is a messenger RNA of Nothoprocta perdicaria, 2701 nucleotides long. It is a transcript of the gene C1S, whose product is annotated as complement C1s. Bases 256 to 2358 code for a protein of 700 amino acids. Lineage: Eukaryota; Metazoa; Chordata; Aves; Tinamiformes; Tinamidae. The transcript is spliced from 12 exons. Gene Ontology annotation, cellular component: extracellular region. Gene Ontology annotation, molecular function: serine-type endopeptidase activity; calcium ion binding. Gene Ontology annotation, biological process: complement activation; proteolysis. The record is from RefSeq and is a predicted model, not a curated record.
CUUUUCUGUAGAAUACUGGUAAGCAGAAGCAGGUCUUCUGAGCAGGACUGGAAAGCCACAUCCCACAGAUAGGGGGUGCUGCGCUAUUGCAAACUAGAGCUGUCUUCCCUACAUCGCAGCCUUGGGUAUGUUUGGGGAGGGCGAACAGGAACAAAAAGAAAAGAAGAGAAAGAGAAAGCAAGAGAAGAAGAGGGAGAAGAAAACCAGGCACAACCCAGGAGAGAAGGCUGGGGUAUUAAGAUCUUUGACUUGCAUAUGAAGCACGGAGGAGCACUGACAACAUUAACCAAUCACGCUGUGUUUGCCUCAGGCUUCAGCUCCAAAGUCCAGUUCCUGACAGUUUUCAGCAAGGAUCAUCAGCUUUUUCCAGAUGUGGUGUAUCCCAAUGAUGUGCAGGAGUCCUGGGAAAUCCAGGUCCCUCCAGGAUAUGGCAUUCACCUUUAUUUCACACACCUGGAUCUUGAACCGUCGCAGAACUGUGAAUACGACUCUGUGAAGAUCCUGUCUGGUGUCCAUGUUGAAGGCGUCCUAUGUGGGCGAAAGAAACCUCGUGCACCUGGUUCACCAAUUGUGGAGGAAUUUCGUGUCCCUUAUAAUGUCCUGACCAUGACCUUCCAAUCUGAUUUUUCCAAUGAGGAACAUUUCACUGGUUUUGCAGCCUACUAUGUUGCAGUGGACUUGGAUGAGUGCACGGAUUUUGUGGAGGAACCUUGCAGUCAUCACUGCAAUAACUAUAUUGGUGGUUACUUCUGCACCUGUCCACCAGAUUAUUUCCUUUAUGAGGAUAAGAAAACAUGUGGAGUGAACUGCAGUGGGAAUGUCUUUACUGAGCCAUCAGGCGAGAUCACCAGCCCCAACUAUCCCAAUCAGUAUCCAGAAAACUCAAAGUGUGACUACCGAGUGAUUCUGAGGCCAGGCUACUUUGUGACAUUGACCAUACACAGUGGGGACUUCGACGUGGAACCAGCUGACUCGAAAGGGCACUGCCAUGACAGUUUAACACUUGUCUCUGGAGAACAGCAUUUUGGUCCUUAUUGUGGCAGCAAAUUCCCAGGUCCUCCAGAAAUCAAAACUAGGAACAACAUUCUUAACAUCAUCUUCCAAACAGACCACAGAGUACAACACAAAGGCUGGAAAAUACGCUACCGUGGGGAUCCCAUAACCUGCCGCCAGAGUGUCAUCUCCAACUCUGUUCUUGAACCGAAGAAGGAAAAGUAUGUCCUCAGGGACAAUGUCAAAGUGACCUGUGUGGAAGGCUAUGAAAUUGUGAGGGAACGAGAUACCAUAAGGUUUUUUUACUCCAGCUGUCAAGAAAAUGGUGAAUGGACCAACUCCCACCUAAGCUGUGUUCCUGUGAAUUGUGGUGAACCUGUCCCUAUUGACAAUGGCCAAGCCAUAUACAUCUCCGAGCUUCAUGAGCCUCUGUAUAAAGCCGUAUUCCGCUAUGUCUGUGAUGCACCUUAUUACACUUUGAAAAACGAAAGUGAAGUUGUGUAUCAGUGCUCAGCCAGUGGACAAUGGGUCAAUGAAAAGAUGGGAACAAAGCUACCAAAAUGUGUCCCAGUUUGUGGCGUGCCUAGUAAACGUAUCCAGGAGACAGCGAAGAUUUUCGGGGGAACACCUGCAGCAAAGGGCAACUUUCCCUGGCAGGUCUAUUUUGCAAACCCACGAGGAGGUGGGGUGCUCAUCUCUGAAAGAUGGGUAAUGACUGCAGCUCAUGUGGUGGAGGAAUUUGACAGGCCCAAUAUGUAUGCUGGUGUAAUCAAUGUCGCUGGAGAAUCUUUUCUCCGUGAGGGCACACAACUGAUUCCAGAGGCUUCAUUCAUCCAUCCUGGUUGGAAGAAUCAGCCUCCAGAAACCAGGACUGAUUUUGACAAUGACAUUGCGCUACUGAAGCUGAGAGAACCUGUGAAGAUGGGCCCUAACAUCUCACCCCUCUGUCUUCCUGGUAAAUCACCUGAAUAUGAGCUGCAGGAAGGGACUCUAGGUUAUAUCGCUGGCUGGGGCCAGAGAGAGAAAGGAAGACUUCCUAUUUGGCUUUGGAAAGCCCAGAUUCCUGUGGUGAACAUGGAUCAAUGCCGUUCUGUUAAGCCAGAGGGCUCUGCUGACUCCAGCGCUUACCUAUUCACCGACAAUAUGAUCUGUGCUGGUGGUGGCAAGGACAGCUGUAGGGGAGAUAGUGGUGGAGCUUAUGCCAUCCCAGAUCCCCUUUAUGACAACCGAUACUAUGUCGCUGGACUCAUCUCCUGGGGACCAAGAUGUGGCACCUUUGGUCUUUACACAAAAGUAGUGCGUUAUUUGGACUGGAUUACAGAGACAAUGAGCAAGCAUGAGGACCCAGAAACAUGGCAGGAUUAGCUCUUUCUCCCUUAAGCACUGUCAGUUUUCCUAGAUGUGAGUGCCACAUGUUGAGGUAGGAAGGUGCCCUGUGGUCCUAACAAGCCAACAAGGUCAUUAUCUCUGUGCUGAAUGGAGAGUCAGGAAUAUAUAUCUGUCUCUCCUACUGUCAUUAUGUCUAGGAAUGGAAUUUCUUUCUCUACUCAUAGCAGCUGAAGAGGACCAUAUUAUUCUAAAUAAAGAAGCCCUUGUGUGUCCUCUCACUUUUUUUCUAUCCCAUCUUUUUCUACUUAGAGAAAAUGUAGUCACGCUCAAAGUAAUAGAGACAUCAAUGAAGACAGGAGAGAAUACUUGUUGAUUCCCA